CUGUGGCUGCCGGAGGGAUGUCUCUCGCUGGGCACGCCGGGGCAGAGGGGCGCUGUCUCUCCUCGGACACUUACCUGGCCAAGCUCCUGCAGGGUCUCCAGCACCUGCGCUCCCAGAACGCCCUUUGCGACGUCACGCUGGAGGCGGGGGGCCUCUCCUUCCCGGCGCACAAGGCCGUUCUGGCUUCGGCCAGCAGCUACUGCAAGAUGCGCUUCAGCGGGGCGGGCGCGGGCCCAGACGCCCCCCUCCAGCUGGCCGGCGUCACUGCCGGGGGCCUCCGCAACGUGCUGGCUUUCGUCUACUCCAACAGGCUGGAGCUGACCCUCCGGACCGUCGAGGAGACCUUGGCGGCGGCCGAGGCGCUGUUGGUGCGCGAGGUGGUCCGGCUGUGCUUCCAGUUCCUGGAGGAGGCGUUGGACGGCCGCACCUGCCUGGAGGUCCUCCGCAUCGCCAAGAGGCUCGGCCCGGAGGAGCUGAGGCAGAAAGCCAGGCGCUGUGUCGGCCGGCACUGCGGGGAGAUCCUGGCAGAUCUCCCGCGGCUGAGGGGGCUGGACAGGGAGACUCUGUGCGAGAUCCUCGAGGGGGCGGGCGCCGAGGCCCCGAGCGAGCUGGAACUCUUCCGGGCGGCUGUCCGCUGGCUGCGCCAUGACCCCACCCGCGGGAAAGACGCGGCGGAGAUCUUGCGGCGGCUCCGGCUCCCUCUGGUUCCCUCGCAGGAGCUGCAGGAAUUCGGCCGGGAAAUGGCCCCCACGGAGAUGGAGCCCGCUUGCCGGCAGUACUUCCAGGAGGCCCUGGACUAUCACGCCCGGCUCUACGCACAGCCGGCCCUCCAGAGCGAGCGGACGCAGGUCCGUGCCGGUGCCGACACAUUGCUGGUUCUCGGCGGCCGGACGGCGGACAACGUGGUCUGUGCCGACAUUUGGGCUGCCGACCAGAGCAGCCGUUCGUGGGAGAAGCUGGGGGACCUCCCGGGCCCGCUGUACAACCACUGCGUGGCUGUGAUCCACGACUUCCUCUUUGUGAUGGGGGGCCAGGACAGGUUCGACCCCACGGGGCAAUGUCCGUCGAACAAGGUGUUCCGACUCGACCCCCGCCACGACACGUGGCUGCAGGUGGCCAGCAUGCUGGAGCGGAGGACCCGCUUCCACGCGGGCGUGCUGAACGACCGCCUCGUGGCCGUGGGGGGAGGAGCCCUGCUGGGGGCGCUCAGCGCUGCCGCCGAGGAGUACCAGCCCGCCGAGAACGAGUGGCGGCCCAUCGUGUCCUUCCCGGUGCCCGUGGCCGACCACGCCGGGGCCACCCACAAGGGGAUCUUCUACGUGUCAGGGGGCUUCACCGCCAGCAGAACCUUACGCGACGCGUACAGCUACCUCUCCCGCCUGCGUUGCUGGAUCAAGAACCGGCCGAUGACCUUUGCCCGGUGCGACCACGGGAUGGCCACGGUCGGGGACAGACUCUUCUGCGUGGGAGGAAGGGCUCUGAACCACGCGGAGGACUGGGUUCCCGUGAACGAGACGGAGGCCUACUGCCCGGCGGCCGACCAGUGGACAGUCCUCACGCCGUCUCCCUUUGACCGCUGCCAGUUCGGCCUCGCCGUGCACCAGCAGCAGCUGUACAUCACCGGAGGCGGGUCUCUGCGGCGCCGAGAGAAAGAGGACGGCGUCUUUAUCUGCAGCCCCAGCGGGAAGGCCUGGCAGAAGGUGGGCGCCCUGCCGAAAGCCCUGGUGGACCACAGCUGCUGCUCCAUCCGGCUGUCAAGGCGGAUUUUGGCCAAGCCGCAGCAGAAGCCAGUGGAGGCUCCGGCCACCGGCAAGAAGACGUCCACCCUCACCCUGUUUGUCACCAACAAGCACAAUCCUCAGCCCGCCCUCUUAGGAACGGCGGGCGAGGUGGGGUCAAAUCCUUCGGGAAGUGCUCAGCACAAGCCCUGCUGAAGUGAAUGGGGGCUGAGCAGGGUUUUCCUCUCCUUGGGCUGUUCACACGGCCGUUAAUGAGGCCAGGCCAGCUUCAGGAGCUGUGAGCACGCCCGAUUUUUGAUACCACGCGCUAGCGAAAACCGAGGAACGGGGGAGUCUGUGAGACGGGAGAUGGGACGGAUGAGGCCGCCCUGCCCAGCACUCGAACGAGGUAGGAAGAAAAGUCGCCUUGCCCAGCUGCUGUUUCUGACUCGUACUUCCCCCGUCCUAGCUAGGCCUUCGCUAGCACACAACCAAAAACGGGGAGCACACACACACACCCCGAUAACAGUCAUAUGAACAGCCCGCAUUUUUGCGUUUCCAAAUCGACUUAACCUUCCUCCCCCAAACCAGACCCAACAGACUCUAGGGCAAGGCUGCUCCACUUGGGUCCUCCUGCAUAUGUUGGCCUACAACUCCCAUAAUCCCUGGCUAUUGGCCACUGAGGCUGGGGAUGAUGGGAGCUGUAGUCCCCAAACAGCUGGAGGGCCAGAGCUGGGCAACUUCACUUCAGCUCUGGAAGGAAGUCUGGAUUCUCACUCACCGCUGAGAGCUGCCAGACCCCUGAUCCGUUGCUUUUCGGCCAGAAUCAGCUCGCAGCCAACCUGAAUUGGCAAACACACACACAUACACACAGUGUUAGGUUUCCAGACAGACAAAGAGAAUCCGAAAGCCACUUCUCAGUUUUAUCCGCCUAGGAACAUAGGAAGCUGCUUCCUACUGAGUCCGGCCCUUGGUCCAUCUCACUCAGUACUGUCUUCACUGACUGGCAGUGACUCUCCGAGGUUUUCAAACUGCUUGAACUACGCUCCCAGCCCUGCCUGAAGAUGCUGCCACGGACUGAACUGGGGACCUCCUGUGUGCCAAGCGACGGCCCCCUCCCUCUGCCGAAUGGAUGUUUCUGAUCUCAACAGCACUCACCUUCACAGGGUUUGCUGGAA
Molecule: messenger RNA, 2896 nt
Organism: Hemicordylus capensis (graceful crag lizard)
Lineage: Eukaryota; Metazoa; Chordata; Lepidosauria; Squamata; Cordylidae
Product: kelch-like protein 13
Exons: 4
Coding region: 18-1934 (638 amino acids)
Molecular function (GO): protein binding
Source: RefSeq, a predicted model, not a curated record